AAGAUACGAGAGCGGGCUCUCUCUCCACCUUCUUAUACACCGCCUGGCCGCGUUGAACACUAUCGCUUUCGCUCUCACCUCAACCUCCGCAACAAUGUCGACGCCAGAGACCCCUACGCGUCGACCAACCUACCCUCUCGCUCACGCUUUCCGCCGUAAACCCCGUCGUCUACCUCUCGUCCUUCGCUUCUCAAAGGGCGCUGUACACGACAUCAUCCUUAUACCUGUGCUCCUUCACUCGCUCUUCACCGUCCUGAUCGUCUACAUCGAUACCCGCUAUGUGGACAGCAUAUCCAUCCCGGCGACCAUCAUACCGUCGCUCUCCAUAGUGGUCGGUCUGAUGCUAGUCUUCCGCAAUAGCACCGGCUACGACCGUUUCUGGACCGGCCGCAACUGCCUCACCACAAUCGGAACCUGCGUCCGAAACCUCGCUCGCAUCUGUCUCGUAAACUCCCGCGACAAAGAUGGCCAUGCGACAGAAGAAGAAAGAAGAGAUACAGAGAACAUAGUCCGCGUCCUCGUAGCAGUCUUGUACUCCAUCAAACACAACCUCCGCGCGGAGUUCAACAUCCCACCUGCGAGUCUAGCUACCUUGCCUCCUCAACCAAGCGUCUACCCAAAUCGCUCCCGCCCAGUUUCCAGACGCCCCAGCUACAUCGACCGCACCGGUAGUUUCGGCCCGUUCUAUCCCCCCAUUCUCACAAACAACAGCACGAGCACAACUCCACUUCUCGGCGGCUCGACUGCUACUCUCGAAAACGGUGAUGGCACGACGCCUAUGAAGAAGGACGAAUACGUGUCUCUCCUUCCGGAAGGCUUGAUGGGCUAUGAAGAUCAGGGUCUGGGCUUGCCAUUGCAGCUCACAAUUUUACUGGAAGGCUACAUCCGCCGCGGUCACGACAGAGGCUGGUUCCACGCACCGCUCUCCUCGCAAAUGACUGUUCAGCUGAAUACUCUCGUUUCUGCGUAUGGCACUAUGGAGACUAUUCACAGCACGCCCAUCCCUGUCGCGCAUCUGAUCCACCAGAAGCAGGUCCUGGCGCUGUAUGCAUGUGUGCUGCCAUUUGCUAUUGUCGAUGAUUACAGGUGGUGGAGUGUGCCUAUCGUUGCUAUCAUUGCGUUUACGCUCUAUGGUAUCGAGGGUAUUGGCGUCCAAUUGGAGGAUCCUUUUGGAUAUGAUAAGAAUGACAUCAAGAUGGAUGGGAUCAUUGAGGAUACGAGACAAGAGGUUAUGGUGUUGUUGGAGGAGUGGAGGGCGAGUCAUGAGGGAAGAGCUAUGGGCGGCAUGUUUGAGUGUGAGUCGUUCUGCGAGUGAAAGAACGAACGAUCUGAUCAAGGGAAGAGAUGGAGUGUGACGAGAUAGCGAAAGAGUCAGCUGCGAACGAUUGUCUGUUUUGGUCUUUACGAGUUUCCAUAGCGCAGAUACCCCAGAAGCACAAUGACCAAACGAAUGUGUCCUACACGGAAAGCAAGCUAAAAGCGCGAAGAUUUGGUUGACUUUGUUACAAUACAUUAGCUACCGUUCUUCCGCCCUCCUGUAUGUCUUGCUUACUCUUGAACUAUAACACAUUGCAACAUGAUCCCCCCACCCAGACCU
This is a messenger RNA of Alternaria rosae, 1597 nucleotides long. Its product is annotated as Bestrophin, RFP-TM, chloride channel-domain-containing protein. The record is from RefSeq and is a predicted model, not a curated record. Gene Ontology annotation, molecular function: chloride channel activity. Bases 95 to 1315 code for a protein of 406 amino acids. NCBI's taxonomy places the organism in Eukaryota, Fungi, Ascomycota, Dothideomycetes, Pleosporales, Pleosporaceae. The transcript has a single exon.